CGACCGACCACUCUCCGCCUGCUGUUGUUGUAGGAGUCGCUGAGCUGCACCCACUGCCGAGGCACCAGCGGCGCUCCGGUUGACCCGUGUGACUGGUGUGUUGACUCUGUUGGCAAUACAAAAGCAGCAACUAAAGGGAAGCACAAACGGUCCAUCACAAUGUUUAAUCUGAUGAAAAAGGACAAGGAGAAAGAGGGGAGUAGAAAAGAGAAGAAAGACAAGAAGGAAAGGAUGUCUGCAGCAGAACUUCGAAGUCUGGAGGAGAUGAGCAUGAGACGGGGUUUCUUCAACAUGAAGCGGGAGAAUAAAAGGGAGUCCAAGAACAAGUUGGAGAUAUCCAACCCAAUUCCCAUCAAAGUGGCCAGUAGCACCGAACUGACCCUGACUGACAUAGAAUCGGAUGGUUUGAGCAACAGAAGCAGCAUUGUCCUUGAUGACCAGCUAAGUGCUGCUAGUUCAAGUGAUGACCUCAAAGGGGAUGGUGGUGGAGGUCAGGAAGGGCAUCGAAACUCAGUUCGAGAUCGAGUUGCUCACUUUGGCUCCCUGGCCAAGCAGAAUUCUGCACAGAUGGGUCAGAUGAUGAAACGCUUUUCAUUUUCUCAGAGGGGCAAAGAGGAGAGCCCUUCAGAGAACUCUACACCUUCUGGCCAGAACUCUGCUGCACCAUCCCCUCAGGCUGAGAGUAAAGUGUUUGACAUGUUGCGCAAACAUAGCCUCAAGCAACAUGGAGCACCUCCUGUUGAAAAAGUGUGCAUCCCCGAAGUUGUGGGGAAGACAUUCCCUGCGCAUCUGCAGCUGCCUACUGUCUUGACUCCGACUGCACCAGAAACACGUGAACUGGAACUUCAGCGUCGCAAUACUGGAGAUUUUGGCUUUUCUCUGCGCCGCACGACAAUGCUGGACCGCAGUUCAGAUGGCGGAGUUUACAGACGGGUGGUCCACUUUGCUGAACCUGGGGCAGGCACCAAAGAUCUGGCUCUUGGCCUUGUUCCUGGUGACAGGCUAGUGGAAAUCAAUGGACGGAACGUGGAGAACAAGACCAGAGAUGAAAUUGUCGAGAUGAUCCGUCAGUCCGGUGACACCGUACGGCUGAAGGUGCAACCCAUCUUGGAGUUGAGUGAGCUUAGUCGAUGCUGGCUCAGGAACACAGAGGGACUUCGCAGGGAGACCCGACAAGGUCAGUCAAGUGAAACAACUGCCCAGGAGACCCCUGUAUCUGAAAGUGUUAUUGUGAUAAAAGAUGAAAACAAAGUGGAAGUCAAAAGUUCAGUCAAUGACGGUUUGGCAAACCGUACCUUGUCUGUGCCAGCUUUAGAACCUGGAUGCGGGAUAUAUCGAGCCCGUAGUCCAGCACCAGUUGCUGCCCUAGAAGGCCGACUCAGAAGUCCCUCGCCGCCAAAAAACCGAGCAUCUGUGAAAUUACCUGAGCGCUUCAGCAGUUCUGAAUCUCCAACCAAUGCACCAACAAUUAGAAGGCCAGAACAACAACCUGUUCAUAGUAUGCAAGAGCAAAAACACAUCCUGGGCAAAACGUCACUCAAUACUAUGGCCAGUGGUGAUGCUCAGGUUCCAUCUUCUGACGCAAGCCAGCUUGAAUGUACCGAUGACCAAUCUCAAGGACGAAAAAAGGUGGUGAAAGUGGUUCGCCGGGUUGUCAGAAAGCUGCUCCCUGAAGUGGAGUUCUCAACAGAAUGCAUCUCAGAAUAUCCUGACACAUCCAAGAAUGGUCCUCUUUCAAUGUCCAAAGCCCCUGCAACCUCUGCUUUCUCUUUUAAACAUGAUGCUAUUAAAACAGAGGAUGACAUUUCUAGAGGUUUGACCAGUCUUAUGGUCAGAGGACGAACCAGAGAGCCGCACCCCAGGAUACGCAGGGAGGACCGUCCAGAAAAAAUUGAGUUGGAGAAAGAACUAGAAAAGAAGGUGGAAAAAGGAGAAGUUAAGCCAACAAAGGGACUGAAAAAUGGCGAUUUGCUCACUCAAGAAACAAAUGAGGCAGUGUGCCAAUCCUCCAUAUCUCUAAUAGAUUCUUGUGAGACUCCUUCUCUACAGUCACCUCCAACCAAAACCUGUCAUUCCAGACCUACAUCCUCACCACCUGUUUUUGGCUUGAUUGCUGCACAUAGUGCUUCAACUAUGACACCACCAGGCAUUUUACCUGCCCCCACUCAAAAGCCUUUCAGUCAUCUCUCAGCCCCCAUGAUGUCUCAGAAACCUCCUCCGUUGUGUCAUGGUCAAAACUCCCAGACUGGUAGCUGUAGUACCCAGAUUCCUACCCAUGGCACUAGUCCUUCCUACCCCACUCCUUCGUCAAUUUCCACUCAUCAACCAACCAUGACAAAAUCAGAGGGAUCGGUGGAAGAAGACCCUGUAGCUCUACUGCAGGCCACACACACUGCAGCUAGGCUACCACAGGUGAAGACAGAAGAGCAGAUCGCAGCAGAACAGGCCUGGUAUGGCUCUGAGAAAGUCUGGCUGGUUCACAAAGAUGGCUUCUCCCUGGCUACCGUGGUGAGGACUGAACCUGGUGACAUCUCGGAAGGGAAGGUGAAGAUUAAACUGGAAUAUGAUGGGUCUCUCCUUGAGGUGGAUGAGGAUGAUAUUGAGAAAGCAAACCCACCGAGUUAUGAUCGUGCAGAGGAUCUGGCUUCUCUUCUGUACUUGAACGAAUCAAAUGUGAUGCACUGUCUGAGGCAGCGCUACGGAGGAAACCUCAUCCACUCCUACGCUGGACCAAACAUGGUGGUCAUCAAUCCCCUUAGCACCCCAUCCAUGUAUUCUGAGAAGGUGAUGCACAUGUUCAAAGGAUGCAGGCGUGAAGAUUCAGCACCUCAUAUAUAUUCUGUAGCUCAGUCAGCCUACAGAAACCUGUUGACCACGCGUCAGGAUCAGUCCAUAGUUCUGUUGGGUAAGACAGGCAGUGGAAAGACUACCAACUGCCAGCACUUGGUCCAGUACCUGGUCUCCAUAGCAGGCAGCACUGGCAAAAUCUUCUCGGCUGAGAAGUGGCAGGCUGUCUACACCAUCUUGGAAGCAUUUGGUAACAGCUCAACUACUAUGAACUCCAAUGCCAGUCGAUUCUCGCAUAUAGUGUCCUUGGACUUUGACCAGGCAGGGCAGGUGGCCUCAGCAUCGAUUCAGACUAUGCUUCUGGAGAAGUUGAGAGUGAGCAGACGGCCAGAAGGAGAAUCCACUUUCCACGUUUUCUACUACAUGAUGGCUGGAGCAGACAGCACCCUGAAGACUGAGCUACACUUCAACCACCUGGCGGAGAACAGUGCUUUUGGUAUAUUCCAUCUUUCCAAGCCUGAAGAAAAGCAGCGCGCCUCGCAACACUUUACCAAGCUACAGGCAGCCAUGAAGGUGCUGGGCAUUACUAGUGAGGAGCAGAAGGCUCUCUGGUUUAUCCUUGGGGCUAUUUAUCACCUGGGAGCCGCAGGUGCCACCAAAGCUGGGCGACGGCAGUUUGCUCGCCAUGAAUGGGCCCAAAAGGCAGCGUACCUGUUGGGCUGUACACUUGAGGAGCUGUCCUCUGCCAUCUUCAAGCAGCAAGUCAAAGGCCUGCAGAACUCAACCUCUUUCAGAGGAGGACUGGACGACGCCUCACAGGCUGAUGUGUCAGGAUCCAAGGUGACAGCUUCAGAGUGUCUGGAGGCCAUGGCAUCAGGACUCUACUCUGAACUCUUCACCCUCGUCAUCUCCCUCAUUAAUAGAGCUCUGAAAUCGAGUCAGCACUCCCUUUGUUCCCUCCUCAUCGUGGACACACCCGGCUUUCAGAAUCCUCGGCUUGCUCAGCAGAAUCGUGGAGCAACUUUUGAGGAGCUUUGCCACAACUACACCCAAGAAAGGCUGCAGACAUUGUUCCAUGAACGCACCUUCGUCCGGGAGCUGGAAAGAUACAAGGAGGAAAGUAUAGAGCUUGCUUUAGAUGACAUAGAAUCCAGUCCUUCAAAGUCUGUAGCUGCUGUCGAUCAAGCAUCCGUCCAAGCACUGGUACGAACUCUAGGCCGAACCGAUGAAGCUCGUGGUCUUCUGUGGCUAAUGGAGGAGGAGGCUGUCCUACCUGGUGGAUCAGAGGAAAAAAUGUUGGAGAGGCUUUUCGGCUACUAUGGCUCUUCCCCGGCGGAAAACAAAGAGUCCAGCCUGCUCUUGAGAGGGGACAAGUCCCACCUCUUCCUACUGGGCCACAGCCAUGGUACUGACUGGGUGGAGUACAACACCCAAGGAUGGCUGAGUCAUGCCAAGCACAACCCUGCUGCCCAAAAUGCUGCUAGCCUGCUGCAGGAUUCCCAAAAGAAGAGUAUCAGCGGGCUGUUCAUGGGCCGUGCCAGUGGAGCCACAGUUCUGUCUGGCUCCAUUGCUGGUCUAGAAGGUAGCUCUCAAUUGGCUCUGCGACGGGCCACCAGCAUGAGGAAGACUUUUACCACAGGAGUGGCUGCUGUCAAGAAAAAGAGUCUAUGCAUUCAAGUCAAACUACAAGUGGACGCUUUGAUCGACAUGGUGCACCGAUCAAAAGUCCACUUUAUUCAUUGUCUGCUGCCCAAAGCGGAGCCAGUCGGAGGAGGAGGCGAACCCAGGGUCAGCCUCGGUGAAACCACAGAGUCGGGCCUCAUGACUCUGGAUCUGGGUCUCCUAAGAGCUCAGCUGCGUGGUUCAAAGCUGUUGGAUGCUUUACGCAUCUACAGACAAGGAUACCCAGAACACAUGGUCUUUUCCGAAUUCCGCCGGCGAUUUGAUGUUCUAGGACCUCAUCUGGCCAAGAAGCAUGGCCGCCACUACGUUGUUGUGGAUGAAAAGGCGGCAGUGGAGGAGCUGCUGCACUCACUGGAGUUAGAGAGGAGCAACUAUCACCUAGGUCUGAGUCGGGUGUUCUUCCGAGCAGGGACUCUGUCAAGGCUGGAAGAGCAACGGGAUGUUCAGAUGAGAAGAAACAUCACUCUCUUCCAGGCGGUGUGCAGGGGCCAUUUAGCCCGUCAGGCUUUCAAGAAGAGGAAGAUUCAGGAGCUUGCGAUCCGUUGCAUUCAAAAGAACAUUAAGAAGAAUCGUGGAGUGAAAGGCUGGCCAUGGUGGAAGCUCUUCACUACCGUUCGACCUCUGAUAGAGGUGCAGCUUACUGAAGAGCAGAUCCGUGGUAAAGAUGAUGAAAUUCUGCAGUUGAAGCAAAAGCUGGAGAGGGCGGAGAAAGAACGAAAUGAACUAAGACUUAAUAGUGACCGUCUGGAGAGUCGAAUUUCAGAGCUUUCAUCUGACCUGACCGAUGAGAGGAACUCUGGGGAAUCAGCUGCUCAGUUGCUGGAGACAGAAACCUCUGAGCGGCUGCGUCUGGAGGAGGAAAUGAAGGACCUGCAGACCAAAUUUGAUAGCAUGAAGAAACAGAUGGAGUCUAUGGAGGUGGAGGUGAUGGAGGCCCGACUCCUCAGGGCAUCAGAACUCAACGGUGAUUUGGAUGAUGAUGACACAGGAGGAGAGUGGCGUCUGAAAUAUGAGCGAGCAAUCAGGGAGAUCGAGUUCACUAAGAAACGGCUGCAGCAGGAGUUUGAUGACAAACUGGAGGUGGAGCAACAGAACAAACGACAGCUCGACCGGAGGGUCAGUGACCUGGUGGCUGAUAAUGAGGAGUCCCAGCGGAAUAUCCAGCAGCUGAAGAAAAAAGCACAGAGACUCACAGCAGAAUUGCAGGAUACCAAACUUCACCUGGAAGGACAACAGAGCCGCAAUCAUGACCUGGAGAAAAAACAGAGGAAGUUCGACAGUGAGCUGAGCACUGCUCAAGAGGAAGUGCAGAGGGAACGCAGCUUCAGGGAAAAGCUGGGCCGAGAGAAAGACAUGCUUUCCAGUGAGGUGUUCAGCCUCAGACAGCUGCUAGAGGACAAAGAUCUGGAGGUGUGUGCUGUAAACCUGAAGAUUGAUCAGCUAGAGGCCGAGCUUCUUGACCUCAACUCCCAGGAGUCGAAGGAUGAAGCUUCGCUUGCCAAGGUGAAGAAGCAACUGCGGGACCUGGAGGCCAAAGUAAAGGACCAGGAGGACGAGCUGGAUGAACAGGCCGGCACCAUCCAGAUUUUGGAACAGGCCAAACUCCGUCUGGAAAUGGAGAUGGAGCGCUUGCGUCACACCCAUUCCAAGGAGAUAGAGAACAAAGACGAUGAGGUGGAGGAGAUCAGGCAGUCUUGGAGUAAAAAGCUGAAGCAAAUGGAAAUUCAACUGGAGGAAGAGUAUGAUGAGAAGCAGAAGGUUCUGAAAGAGAAGAGAGAACUGGAGUCAAAGCUUCUGACUGCACGGGACCAGGUGAGGGGUGGUGACAUUGAGACUGAAAAGCGUUUGAGGAAGGACCUGAAACGAACCAAGGCUUUGCUCGCUGAUGCCCAGAUCAUGUUGGACCACAUCAAAAAUAACGCACCAAGCAAGAGAGAGAUCGUCCAGUUGAAAAACCAGCUGGAGGAGUCUGAGUUCACAUCUGCUGCUGCAGUUAAAGCCCGAAAGUCAAUGGAGGUAGAAAUUGAUGACCUGCAUGUUCAGAUGGAAGACAUCUCCAAAUCAAAACAGGCACUUGAGGAACAGCUGAGCCGUUUACAGCGGGAGAAAAACGACUUGCAGUCAAGGAUGGAAGAGGACCAGGAAGACCUUAAUGAGCUGAUGAAGAAACAUAAGGCUGCUGUGGCUCAGUCAGCCCAGCACUUUGCUCUGAUCAGUGACCUCCAGGCCCAGCUGGAGGAGGCCCUCAAAGAGAAGCAGGAAGCGCAAGAGAAGAUGCAAUCACUUCAAAGUCAGCUAGACUUCCAGGAACAGUCUAUGGUGGACAAAUCUCUGGUCAACCGACAAGAAGCCAAGAUGCGGGAGCUGGAAUCCAAGCUGGAGUUUGAGAAGACCCAGGUCAAACGUCUAGAGUGUGUGGUGGCACGUCUCAAAGAAAAUUUGGAAAAGUUGACAGAGGAACGAGACCAUCGUUGCAGCAGUGAGAGCAGAGAGCGGGAGCAAAACAAGCGUUUGCAGAGACAGAUUCGUGACAUGAAGGAAGAGAUGGGAGAAUUGUCAAAGAAGGAAGGAGAGGCCAGUCGCAAGAAGCACGAUCUGGAAAUGGACAACGAGAGUUUGGAGGCUGCCAACCAGAGCCUACAGGCUGACCUCAAAUUAGCGUUCAAGAGGAUAGGCGAUCUGCAGGCGGCUAUCGAGGAUGAGAUGGAGAGUGAUGACAAUGAAGAUCUGAUCAACAGUUUGCAAGAUAUGGUCACAAAGUAUCAGAAAAGAAUGAACCGAAUUCAGGGGGAUUCAGACACUGACUCUGAGGUGGAGGACCGGGUGGAUGGGGUGAAGUCUUGGUUGUCUAAAAGUAAAGGAUCAGCCAAGAACUUGUCGGAUGAUGGCAGCCUGAAAAGUUCCAGAUUUGCAGUAAACUUAGAUGCAAAGGAAGGUAAAGAAUGGACUGAGUGUAAGGACUGGAAUGAAGUCGGUACAGGUAUAGCAAUGGAUCAAACUCGUCCCGUGUCAGUCAUGAGCUCCCUGAGCUACAGAAAACAAGAACCAAAACAUGGUAACUGUGGGUCUAAAAACGACGACCUCUUCAGCUCACUUAAGAAAACUGUUGAUUCUGACGAUGGGCUGUCUUUGCGUAAGACUAAAGUGAGUGUGGAUCAAGACCACUCGCACUUGGUUGUCUCCAGAAGAAAGUCUGUUGAAGCUGAUGACCUCGAUGACAGGAAAUCCGUUAUUUCACAGGCUUGCACAGAGGCCAGCAGCUGGGCUAGGAAGGGCCUGGAGAGCCGAGUGGGAGACUUUGACAAUGAGUCGACAGUCUCCUACAGUCGAGUCUCCAGCCGGCCAGCCUUAAGUCCAGAUUUUGAUAGGAAGUCCACUAUCAGUCUAUCUGACUCAACUGCGCAACGUCAAACUGCUUCACGCUCGAAUGAGCAUGGGUUCCUCAACAGCAGUAGUCCCAAUAGUCUCUAUAACAGGCAGGCCACCCCCUCGCGUGCCGGCAGGAUCAGUCAGGCUGAUUCUAACACGUCCAUGGCUCGCAGCUGCUUUCUCAGUGAGUUUGACAAAGACAGUCAUGGCGUAGCCUUCAGUGAAAGGUCAUCCUACAGCCUCCACACCACAACUGGGCGUAGCUUCUCAAUGCCACCCCCGCAGGGACGAUCAUCAACACUAGACACAGACAGACACAUUGAUGAGUUGGAAAUCAAACCGGUCACUCAUCGUAACUACCUCGAUCCUGACUUAGAGAAAGCCAUCAAUGAGGUCCUGAGCUUCGAGCCCAUCAAAUUCAAAAGAAGUAGUCUGGAGGACUCUCAGGCGGAAGAGGACUCCUCCAAGAAGGAUAAAAUGAAUGGAAAGAGUCACAAGGCUCAAAGCUCAUCAGGCGGACUUCAGCGAUCAGCGUCGGUAAUGAAUGUGAGGACCACGAGCCGCUGCAGUCGUGGAACCAGCAAGAGCCGUGGAAAGAGCAAGAAGAAAAAGAGGAGCCACAGUUCAGAGUCUGAGAGCUCCGGAGAACACAGUCGCCACAGGAGCACCUCAAGAAGAAGGUCCAGGAAAUCCAAGAAGAAGGCAAAGAAAAGGACCUCAUCAUCCUCAUCCUCAUCUUCAUCAGAGUCUGACUCCGACUCCAGCUCAGAAUCCAGUUCUGGUGCAUCCACCAUCUCCUACCGCAGCACCAGCAGUGUGAAGAGGGCGCUGUCUCCAAAGCCCCCAAACAAGGGUGAAGACACUGAGCCUCAGAACGAGAACCGACCCAUCAGCAAGAGUGAUGAGAAGAAGAGGAAAAAGAAGGUGGACAGUCUGAUGAUGAAGUACCUGUACCGGGCGGAGAGUGACUGAUCUGCAGCAGGUUGUCCAGAUGUGACUCAGCAUGGUGUGACCUAACCUGUGCUGUCGAGUAACAGAGUGCAUGUUCUCUGCCCCUUCAUGAUUCUUAAGUCAUGUAUGUGAUUUGUAGGGGCCGGAUGGUGAUAAAAGUAUCAGCCAUUGACGAUUAAAACCCAUAAUAACGUCAGCUGUGCUGUGAUUGGUCCCCAUAUGAUCAAUGCUUCAGGACUACACCUUUCUGUCACAGAGUUGACUGCAUGCUCCACAACAACCCACAGAAACGAAACAUUCAACAAGUUUGCUUACAUUUUUAAUCCACAUAUUUGAUUUAAACUUGAAACAGAAAUGUCACAGCUUUGUGUCUGCAUAUACAUUACAUUCGUAACCUGAACCAGGUACCUUAUAAAUGAAACAAUAGAAUAUUAUCUGAGACAGUUUUCGAAGCCACCAGCACGUUUUUUUUUUCACUAAUCCAGUGUCAUGCAUGACAUUUUGCAGUGUGAAUGUGCUUUCUGAGUCACCCAACAACCUUAGCUCCCUGGCUGACGGUAGCAGGUGAUGUCACAUUGGUUUUGGUUUGUGGGGUUUUUUUUCUCGCAAUGUUGCAGCUGAGGAGUAUACAAUUUAGAGAUGAGUGCAUUGGGUGGCCGAAGGAUCCGAGUAAGAAGCUGACGCACUAUUGUUUAAGUCCAGGUUGCCCUGUUUCUUAUCUUUCCACUGUACUACCACGCUGCAUCUGAUAUCUAGGACUGUAUUUGACCACGUACGCCCAACUAUAGAGGUCAGAGUUGAGCCAUCCCUACCGGAGUUUACCAAACUGGACUGUUGGAAAAGAAUUUCCUUGCAGGAGUUCAGAUGACUUUGAUCUUUGCAAUACAAAGUAUUGCUCAUGCCCACUUACAUUGCUUGCUUGACUACUGACUCAUUCUUCUACAUCAUUUCCUUGUUCUAAUGGCAUUGUUUUUCUGUCUUGUCCUUAGUCCUCCAUCCCGCAGAGCUUAUGUCUUCAGCAGGUCUGAUGAAGAAGAGGAGGAAGAGGAAGAUGGGCCUAACCGCAGCUCCUUCUACUCCGGAUACUAGAACAGCUGCCGUGUGAGAGGCACAGAGGACGUGAUGCAUCGCCAUGGUUCUGACUGUCUCCUGCAUGACAUUUUGAACAACAGUGCUACAGUUUUCUUGAAGCUACAAGUAAAAGAUACUUGAAAGUCACAUGACAGGGUGAUUUGUCUCACCAGAAGUGGAGUAACCACUGUCAUCUGUGUGUGCGUGUUGCUUUUGUCACCACCUUGGUGCAAUGUUUUUCUGUGGACAUUUGCCAUUAUCUUUCUCACACAUCCUCUCCUGAUGACACACACACCUCUCACAAAAAAGAAAAACUGAAACAAUUGUUUUUACCAAACAGCUACGGGGACCGGUGUACCUCUUCAAGAAUAUGUCAUGCUUGUGUCUCCAACACUAUAUAAAACACUCUAGACACAUGGUGUACCUACCAACAGUCUACCGUGUCAACUAUCGAGUACUGCUCUUUUACUUGCUUUUAUGUAACACAUUUGACGGAUCAUGUAGUCUUGAUACACCUUUUUAAACCACAUUAGCUUGAUUGUGCAGCCGUCAGUCAUCCCAGUGCACAAAUAUUGCUUUUCUCGUGCUGGAUUUCAGCUUAGUCACCAAUCCAUGCAAAUAUCCGUGGGACAAUCUACAGAUGGCGCUGUUUAGGCAUAACAUUUGAAUCCCCUGAUAUCAUCUCCAACAGUCUCACACAUGCGUACACUAACAAUUCUGCUGUAGCCCACAUUGCCGAAACCUGAUGCUGCCUUUUGUUGUCAGUCGUGGGUAAGCAACCGCAACGUUGUAACUGAUUCUGCACAGCCUCGUGUCUUACUGUUAUCCAGUAAUGCCAGAAGAAAUCCACCUGCGCUCAUCAGCUGCUCGCUGGCAGAGAUGCGCGAGGGUGAGUAAAUGGAAGUGCGUUUAGGGACCUAAUGGCCUCAAAAAUACACGUACUGCUUUCUUGGAUUCUCUAUGCAGUGGAGUUUUGAGUGAGUCUUUAUAUUUCCUGAAUUCUGGUGAAGGGCCUGACUGUGAGAGAAAACUAUAGAGCUGCACGUAACACUGUUUAUAUAUGAAUAUUAGCAAUGCUGGCUUUAAAAAUAGGUCCUUGUUUAUUAUCAUUAUCGAAUAAAUUGACCUCUUGUGAUACAUUUUGCAUAACAAUUUAAUAUAUUGUAAAUAAAUCAUGGUGCUUGUUUUAUAUGCUGUCAUGUCUUU
Synchiropus splendidus (mandarinfish) is the source of this 11067-nucleotide messenger RNA. RefSeq names its product myosin XVIIIA b (gene myo18ab). The coding region runs from base 160 to 8811 and encodes 2883 amino acids. The transcript has 46 exons. Gene Ontology annotation, cellular component: myosin complex. Gene Ontology annotation, molecular function: ATP binding; cytoskeletal motor activity; protein binding. The record is from RefSeq and is a predicted model, not a curated record. NCBI's taxonomy places the organism in Eukaryota, Metazoa, Chordata, Actinopteri, Syngnathiformes, Callionymidae.